CAGAGAAAUAAUGAUCGUGGGAAACGGCAGGUGGCGGCAGUGAGAAAGUAACUGAGACGAAGCGAAGAAGACGUGAACUUUGAACUUUGCCUCAGCAGUUCGUUUGGGCGAAGAAGAUGCGGGUUAGGAAAUGACAGCUGUGCUGUCUGGUACCAUCCAGGCGAUAAAUGACUGACAGAUGCCUUCACCAUGAUGCUGAGCUGCAGCGCCUUGGUCGUCACCCUCCUGCUCUCCCAGGCCAGGAGCUUCCUGGGUCCCUCGGAGGACGACAGCAUCCCUGAGGAGUGGGUGCUGCUCCAUGUGGUUCAGGGCCACAUUGGGGCUGGAAAUUACAGCUACCUGCGUCUCAACCACGAUGGGAGAAUCAUCCUGCACAUGCAAAGCCUCAAAGGAGAUGCAGAUCUUUACGUGUCUGAUAAAACCCUCCGGCCAAGUUUCGACACCUACAAGCUGCAGUCCGCCACCUGUGGUCAAGACAUGGUGGUGGUGCCAGGGGACUUUGCGAGGCCUGUGGGAAUCGGCAUUUACGGCCACCCGUCUCACCAGGAGAGCGAGUUUGAAAUGCGAGUGUUUUACGAUCAGACAGUUCCACAGGACCCGUUCGAUAAUGGUUCAUACACGGAAAACGGACACAAGAAAGCAAAAUCUCCUCAGGCAGCAGAGGAGGAAUUUCAGGAGGAGGAGUCCAUCUUGUGGACUAUUCUCAUCGGACUUUUAAAGAUUAUACUUGAGAUUUUGUUUUGAAAAUCUGCAAAUCUUCCAUGCUGCUGUGUAAGAAGGAAACGGCUGAGUCAGCUUUGAUGUGUUAAACAAAGUGUUUGGUUUAAUCCUGUUAAGGUUGCGAGUAUGUUGCACCAUUUUACCAAGAUUCUGGUUUAUGGUCAAAUCUACAGGAAAAUUAUUUGAAAAUGUUGAAUCAAAACAUCUGCGUAGAGGACUGGUGUUCCCAGGUUAGCAGUGACCCGUCCCAAAAUGCUCCACAAAGUUGUUCCCCUUCCAAGGGGAGAUUAAGUUUAUCCAGUUCUCACAUGCACAGAUUCAAAUGAAGAUUUUAUGCUGUAAUAAAUCCUCAUCUCCUUCCUGGCUGUAAAGUGACCUGUUAACAAUCGCCAGUCGUUUUGUUGGGCAAAUAUUAAUUGAAGCUGAUCCGAGACUUCAGCAGUGAGCAAUGAGGCAACUAUGCUCCGAAUGAGCUGAUGUUCACACUGAAUGCUGCAACAUUAAGAGAUAUACAAACUAUGGAAGAUGGGGCUCAAAUGUACUGAAGGCAUUUCUAAUGCUCACAUGAGCUCUUUCUGUUCACAUCCAGCACAAACAUCAAUAUACAAACUGUGAGUCUGUUGACAGACUGUAGCCUGUAGUGUGACAUUGUCAUUUGAUGCAGAAAGAAUCACUUUCAGGCCAGUUUGGAUGUUUGGGGAAUUAUUACAGUAGCUCGUUAUACUGUGAGCCUUUGAAAGCCUACGUUUGACAUUCAACUUGUCAAAUAACCAGAAAUGUGUCCAGGCUCAGUCUUACCUCAGCCUGUGAAUGUUACUCCAGGUUCGUUCAGAGUUUUUACCUCCAAGUUCUGAUGUGAUCACAGAAGAAGAGAUUAGACAAAAAAAAUACAAAAUUGCGCUUACAUAAUUUUUGAGAGGUUGUUGGAAGCCAGACGUUGACAGUUUAUCGAGUGGGUGUCAAAGCAAUCUUCAGGUGCUCAUGAAAGUGAACAAAUGUGGUUUUUGCUGUCUUUGCUGGUCCUGUGUGUUCUGGCCUUUAAAUGAUGGCGUGAGAGAACAACACGUGUGUGCUCAGCUCGCGCUGCACGUCUCCAGUUUUACGUCCUGGCUGUAGUAAACUGGAAGUUUCAGAAGCUAUGAAGAAGCCGCUUCUCUAUGGCACAGAUCAGAGACCUGCACAAACAACUGCUCUCUGUUUCUGUGCAGGUUUGAAAUUAACUGUGGAAUGAGGUGUUUGCACCUGUUUAGAAUCUGUAGCACAAGAUUUUUACCUCCUAUAAAAUUUAAUUGCAAUUUGGAAAUUCUGUUCCUGUCAGAUAAACACUGAAGUAAUUUUACACACACACCAGACUGUGAAUUUAGUUUUGUUACGUGUAACGUGUGCUGGUAGCAGACGUUUAAUGAAUAAAGGCAAGGGAGGACUGGAUACAGCAGAACACCUGUUUCAGGGUUCAUCUGGGCACCUGACUGUGCUUUCACCGGUCUUUUAAACAUUUACACACCUAAAGUCAUCUGUGCUACGAAGUACAGCUUCAUUCAUUCUCAUGUUAUUUGCAUUCAAAGUAACGAACUGUGGUAACUUGUGAAGUAAUGAAGCUUGUGCUUUUUUUCAAAUGCGCAGACAAACAAAGCCACUGUGGUGCCGCAGAUGCAGAACUCAUAAUUCUUGUAGAGGAACCACUGGAUGAUGGUGCUGAUUGAUUUUCACCUGGUGUAGGAAUCCUUGAAAGUGAAGUGCUGCUCAAUAGGUUUUCAUGAUCCUUAUUCAUUGUUUACUGAAUUAUUUUCUUAGUCUCCAAAUGGAAAUGUUGCUGUUUUGAUGUUAAUCCCUGUGGCGUCAUUUGGUUUGUUCACUCUUUAUUUUGUUGCCUGUUGGACAAGCUCCUGAUUUAAACAUCACGUUCAGUGUUGAAGUUCAGUUCUGAAUUACUCGUCACCACUGUGCAGAAAUGUUUUGACAGUGCCUUCAGAUCAGUCGUCUGCAGCAGGAGCAGCAUCCACCUGUUUCCACAGUCGACUCAAUCAGGUUUCUUUAUAAUAAACAGCUGUUUUUAAGACUGUUAAA
This is a messenger RNA of Betta splendens (Siamese fighting fish), 2787 nucleotides long. RefSeq names its product chromosome 1 C6orf120 homolog (gene c1h6orf120). NCBI's taxonomy places the organism in Eukaryota, Metazoa, Chordata, Actinopteri, Anabantiformes, Osphronemidae. The transcript has 2 exons. The record is from RefSeq and is a predicted model, not a curated record. Bases 190 to 744 code for a protein of 184 amino acids.